Symbiodinium natans is the source of this 468-nucleotide messenger RNA. Lineage: Eukaryota; Dinophyceae; Suessiales; Symbiodiniaceae. The record is from the annotation of a GenBank genome assembly.
AUGAACAUGCCUAAAGACCCUUCAAACAUCUUGAAACCAAGGUAUGCCCCUGCUCUUGAGCCGGAGAUGGCAGCAAAGUUCUACAAGGCCUUGGUCUUCGGCACUCUUGUAAAUGUCUGGGCCGUGGAAGGGUUGUGGGACUUCACGUUGGAAAAACCAUCUCCAGGGCCCAUGCACCACAGGAGUGCGGUCAGGGAUGCUUCAGAUGAAGAUGUGCCAAAGAAGCCAUGCCAUGAAGCCCUGCAAUGUCAUGCAUGGUCACUAUUGUUGUUUGCUGAGCUGCAUCUGGUCUUUCAUUUCAGAUGGUGGCUGGUCGUCCCUUCGUUCCUGCCAAGCGAUGCAACUGUAAAGCCUCUACGCCUAGAAGCCUACAGCUGCGCGACAAAGCAUCAACGACUGCCAGACCCCAAAACCCCAAAGCCAGAAAACACAAGCGACCGAAGGCCCGCCGGCGCUUCUCCGAGCUGA